AUGAGCUCGUUCAAGCAUGCCAUUGGCAUGUUGAAAGCGCUGCUGCUCCGGAUCCCACUGAUCCUCAAGACGCUCUUCCUGCACGGCGUUCACAUGUCACCCGUCAAGGGGAAGCAGGAUCUGCGCACUGAAUUGACCGUCGCGGUGAUCCGCUCGUUUAUCACAUUCAGCAAGCCGCUUACCAAGGCGCAAGAGGAUAGUAAGCGAGACCCUGGGAUCAAGGGUCCCAUGUGGGUGUCCAAGAUCACCCUUCCGGAGCCGGAGUUCGACGUGCGCGACGCGAUCCUCCGCGCAAUUGAAGAUCUCAACACCGGCCAUGGGACUUUUGAUGUCCCUGGCAUUGCUGCUGUUGAGGCUGAAUGGACUGGCUACCGCAGUGGCGUGGGAAAGCGCACUCCCCAACCUGACCUUUCGGAGGCCGAGAAGUACGCCAAGCUACGAAUGGAGUCGCCUUCUGACACGACGAUCCUAUAUUUCCACGGCGGUGCAUACUUCCUUAUGGAUCCAUGCACGCACCGCGUGCCUGUCGCACAUCUCUCUCGUCUGACUGGUGCUCCGGUCCUUUCAGUGCGGUACAGACUCGCGCCACAGAACCCAUUCCCUGCUGCACUUGUCGAUGCUCUGACUGCUUAUUUGUCACUCAUUCACCCGCCACCAGGCGCAUUGCACAAGGCCGUCCCAGCCAACAAGAUCAUCUUGGCAGGCGACUCUGCCGGUGGAAACUUAUCACUCGUCCUGCUCCAGGCGCUGCUGACUUUGCAGCGUGCAUCGCGAUCGAUCCGCUUCCAUGGCAAGGACGUUGAUGUUGAGCUGCCUGCGGGCGUGGCGACCAUUUCGCCCUGGUGCGAUAUCAGUCGAUCGAUGCCUUCCAUCAUUCGCAAUGCCAAAUUUGACUACAUCGACUUACCGACAGGGCCAUCCCUCGAUCCAGAGGAAAUCCCAUUCUCUCCGCUUCCUUUCCCUCCUGAUACACUAUGGCCCAUGUCUCCUCCACGCGUGGACAUGUACGCGAAUGCCAACAUGCUCCUCCAUCCCUUGGUCUCUCCACUGGCAGCCAGCGCAGACCUCUGGAAAGACGCACCGCCAGUGCUGAUCUCAACCGGAGAAGAGGGCCUUACCGACGAAGACCUAAUCCUAGCCCGUCGGAUGCAUCAGGCGGGUGUUCCUGUUAUCACGGAGCAGUUCGAGGGCAUGCCCCACUGCCACGGCCUUAUCAUGAUCUCGACACCGGCAGGGAAGCGGUUUUUCAAAGGUAUUACGGAGUUCUGCCGCGAUGCUGUGGCUGGCCGUGUCACACCGACCGGGUCUCUGACCUACCUCGGCUUCAAGAUGCAAUCAACUCGUAACAUUCUGCUUGAGAAGGCCUGUGAGACUACUGAUGAGGAGGCUGAUGCCCGUAUGCGAAGGAGCCUGGAGGCACGUUUGGCGGCCGAGAAGGAAAUGCAGAGGGCGUGGCGUGAGCGAGCACGACUUUGA
This is a messenger RNA of Penicillium cinerascens, 1476 nucleotides long. Its product is annotated as alpha/beta hydrolase. NCBI's taxonomy places the organism in Eukaryota, Fungi, Ascomycota, Eurotiomycetes, Eurotiales, Aspergillaceae. Bases 1 to 1476 code for a protein of 491 amino acids. The transcript is spliced from 2 exons. Gene Ontology annotation, molecular function: hydrolase activity. The record is from RefSeq and is a predicted model, not a curated record.